This is a messenger RNA of Colias croceus (clouded yellow), 3346 nucleotides long. It is a transcript of the gene Zip71B, whose product is annotated as zinc transporter ZIP10. Gene Ontology annotation, biological process: intracellular zinc ion homeostasis; zinc ion import across plasma membrane. The transcript has 4 exons. Gene Ontology annotation, cellular component: membrane. Gene Ontology annotation, molecular function: zinc ion transmembrane transporter activity. Lineage: Eukaryota; Metazoa; Arthropoda; Insecta; Lepidoptera; Pieridae. The record is from RefSeq and is a predicted model, not a curated record. Bases 705 to 2120 code for a protein of 471 amino acids.
UCUUAUACAGUUUCAGGUUUCUAAGCUUUUUACUAAAUGAAAAAAUACAUCCAUUUUCUUAAGUACGUAGACCACACGGAAGUCGGAAGCCGAGGUAAUCACUCAAACUUCAUUUUAUUUACUACAUAAUUAUUGAAUUAAUAUGUUUACACUUAUCGCAUCAUAGGAAAUAACAGGUAUCAAUUUUACAGACAAUGUAAGCAAUUAAUAACAAUACCUCAGUAUCACCAGUAUCACGUCCUUGAUAUAAAUUUGCUCUCACAAAUAAGUAGUAAGAUAACAUUUAUUUCAUUCUUCAAAAUUUCUUUGCGUUACAUUGGCUUGUAGUGCGAUUGUCUAGUUUAAUAUAAAGCAGGCUCUAAUCUUUUGGACAGUUUUUUAAUGAAUCGACGGUCACUACGUAAACACCUUUUUAUCAGUAACGGGGCCAGAAGUGGCCUGCAAGACAUCGGCGUUUAGUGAAAGUCUCAGACGCACACAUCGCUUCAACAGAUAAACACGUUUAGUAAUUCGCAUUCGAUUAUUGAUUUCGGUUCGCGAUAAUCUUGGAUAAAUAAACAAAAUAUAAUCGCGUGCGUCUAACGUGGUCAGACGCCGUGUGGAGCGUCGUAUCACAUCGCGGAGGCACAUCGCUGAUUGCCAGAUAGUGUGGUGCGAGGGCGCGAGAACGCCGCCGGCGCACCGGCCGGGCACUUGUAUUCGCAAUGUUGACAACGUACUGCCUCGUUCUUUUGGCGGCUGGAUCCGCCUCGGCUGAACUCUUCCUCGCCCCAGAUCUGGACGUAAACAAUACGUUACCCGCAGAACAGUAUUUCAUUGAGAAAAUAUUCGAUAAAUAUGGCUAUGAAGGUGUUAUUACUUUUGAGGGAUUCGAGCAUCUACUGGACAACCUGGGGUUGGGCGGGCGCGUGUUCAGUUCCCCGCAUGACGUCGCGCUCCACAGAAUAAACGGCACUUUCAAACAAUUGCACGACACGCAACAUCGCCACCGAAGAUCACCCGUUUCUUCAACAAUACUCAAAAAACCAUGUUUGUCUCCACGAGAAUUACUUACUGUUUACGGGAUGGAGAAGGAACCAGGAGUGAUAACUAUCAACCCAAAAACAUUUUUGGAAAUGUGUCCUGCACUAGUAUACCAAUUAGACCAACGCUCAUGCUAUAAAAUCGAUGCGCCUUCACCAAAAGUAGACAGAAUAUGGACGUGGAUUUAUGCCACUCUUAGUAUUCUCAUCAUCAGUGCUACUGGAUUAGUUGGUGUUGCGAUUGUUCCAAUGAUAAAAUCAGCCGCAUUUGGUCAUGUGCUGCAUUUUCUGAUCGCAAUCGCGGUCGGAACACUGUGUGGGGAUGCUUUGUUGCAUCUUUUACCACACGCAUUAAAAUCGCACGGCUCACCGAAUGAACCACAAGAAGAAACUGAAACUGUUCUGAAAUGCAGUGUAACAUUCCUUACAAUUUUGUUAUUUUAUACAGUUGAAGCUAUUAUGCAAACGCUAAACGGUGGACAUUCACAUUCUCAUGAUCAUCAAGAAAAAACAGUUGAAGAAGAGAAAGUUGAAUCCGCCAAACAAAUAGAAUCAAUCGAACUCGGCGCAAUAAUGCCUGGAUCGCCGCAGCCGCCAGUGGAACGUCCCAUGUCAUCGACGGCACUUAUGGUUAUAGUAGGUGAUGGUUUGCACAAUUUAACAGAUGGUUUAGCAAUAGGUGCAGCAUUUAGUGGAGAUCCUGUUACCGGCUUUGCAACAGCUUUAGCAGUUUUCUGUCAUGAAUUACCGCACGAGCUUGGCGACUUUGCAGUGUUGCUGCGGUCAGGCAUGAGUAUAAAACGUGCCCUCUAUUACAACUUACUAUCAUCUGUGCUCAGUUUUAUGGGCAUGGCCGUUGGUAUCUGGCUAGCAGAAGACCACGAAUCCGCUUCAGAAUGGAUAUAUGCUGCAACCGCAGGCACAUUCUUUUACAUAGCAUUAGCAGACUUAGUUCCAGAAAUAAAUGAAAAUAAUAAGGGCAAAACUUUACAUUUAGUUAUUGCUGUUUUAGGUAUCCUAUCAGGCGGUAUUAUAAUGCUCCUCAUUGCAUUACAUGAGGACUCAAUACAAUACUUAUUUAGGAAUUCAGAAAAAUGAAUCAAUGUUAUACGUAUCAACAGUGUGUUGUGAUAAUAAUAAUAAUUUAUAAAUCAACAAGCAAUGUUGAUAAAAUGCGCAUCAACUUAAAUAUUAAUAAACCCUUAAUGAAUAAAAUGUGUAAAUACAGGAAACAUAAGUUAAUAUGGUUAAAAACAAGUUUCAAUUAAAUAGCGAACUAUUAGUAUUAAUAUGUAACAAUUUUCAAAGGAGCUGAGACUGUUGAGAACAUGCUGUGAGCUGUCUCCACUGCUCUAAUAAUCCUUGCUGUUUUUAGUCUCAUGAACUAAUAUUGAGUUUUACACGAGUAGUCAACGAGUUGAUAGCUAAAAUUCGAAAAAAUUGUAUGGAAAUAACUACCUACAUUUUAACAGAAUGAACUUAAAACACGAUAGUGAUACAUUGCAUUUAAAAGUAAUUUCCUAGCACGUUAUUGAAUACAUUUAUGGUUUUUAUUAAGUAUGGUUAAAGAUAGGGUCCACAUUACUGAUUAUAAAUAUUAGGUUGUAUAAGUCGUAAAAGAAUGAAAUAAGUAGAAAACCUGAACAUGAUUUAUCAUUAAAUUGUGGAUGUUCCUAAUUAAUAUAGAUAAUAAUUUUGUACACUUGUUUCUAAGGUUAUUUUUUUUUUUUUGGAAACACUGUAAUCACAUUGAUGUUACAAGAAUAUGUACAAUACAUAAUAUUAUAUUUUUGAAGCCUAAUAAAAACAUUCAAUAUUAUUUAUGUACCUAUAAUGUGAGUAGGUAAGUUAAUAAUGUUAGUAUGCGGUAUUAAAUUUUAAUUUUGUGUUACAUAAUAUGUACCUAACAUUGGAUGCGUGUACUUAAUUCUGUUUAUUGAAAAAUAGAGUAUUGUAUUAUAUUUAAUACAAUACUCUCUUUUUCAUAAUACAAUACUCUCUUUUUCAAUAAACAGAAUUAAGUACACGCAUCCAAUUUGAGAUUUUGCCGGCCAAACAUAAUUUAGUAAGUAAGUAAUAGAUUCAUUUAUGUAUUAUAUUUCAUUUUAUAUAAAAGCGCAUGUGUUUUGAAUUAAUGUAAAAUGACUGAAUAUUAUGGAUUUGAUAUUUUUAUAUAUUUUGUCGUUCAUGUCUAAUGAGAAUGUUUCGAUUUGAAUGUAUCUACGAUUAUUAUUCAAUAUUAUUUAUAAUUAUUUUAUAAUUUUUGAAAUAAAAAAAUGUCGAAUUCUUCUUAAUAAUAUUUUAAGUAUAGAUAUCGUUUUAAA